Messenger RNA from Daldinia loculata, 354 nucleotides. RefSeq lists its product as uncharacterized. Lineage: Eukaryota; Fungi; Ascomycota; Sordariomycetes; Xylariales; Hypoxylaceae. Gene Ontology annotation, biological process: mitochondrial translation. Bases 1 to 354 code for a protein of 117 amino acids. Gene Ontology annotation, cellular component: mitochondrion. The record is from RefSeq and is a predicted model, not a curated record. The transcript has 2 exons.
AUGGCAACCCAAGAUGUCGUACCAUCUUGUCCAAGUGCUCAACUUAAGACGCCGAAGGGUACUCGCGAUUGGGCUGGUAAAGACCUGCUCCGGCGUGACUAUGUCUUGUACAAAACUCUAGCUCUGCGUAUGUUGGACGGCUUGUUUACGGUUGUCGGUGUUCCUAAAGAAAAGAUACGCAGUAUUAGCUCUGCGGUAGACAAGCUCGAUAAAGCAACAUGGGACGAGGUAAAGAGAGAAAUGGUUGAGGAUAAAGGUCUUUCGGACGAGGUCGCGAACCGAAUUGGCGGAUAUGUCAGGCGCAGCGGCAGCAUGCGUGAAAUAAUCGACGUUCUCAAGGCUAACUUAGUGUAA